Molecule: messenger RNA, 2331 nt
Organism: Vanderwaltozyma polyspora DSM 70294
Lineage: Eukaryota; Fungi; Ascomycota; Saccharomycetes; Saccharomycetales; Saccharomycetaceae
Gene: MEF1
Product: Mef1p
Exons: 1
Coding region: 1-2331 (776 amino acids)
Biological process (GO): mitochondrial translational elongation
Cellular component (GO): mitochondrion
Molecular function (GO): GTPase activity; GTP binding; translation elongation factor activity
Source: RefSeq, a predicted model, not a curated record
AUGGUUCUGCUAAGGGGAGUUGGUUUGUUGCGUUCUAGCAACGUUACUAGUGGUGGUGCAGCUGCCACUGCUUCUAGAGGUGGAAAUUUAUUUAAAUGUUUAAUGAAUGCUAAGAGACCAGAUGGGAUGUUGGUCAACAGGAGGGGUUUCCAUGGGAGUAUGGUUUAUAAGGCUGCCAUGAGUGAAGAAGAAGCCUCUGAGUUGAGUGAUGUGACUAAACAGUUGACUGGGGCAGAUUUACAAGCAGCUUCGAAAUUGCGUAACAUUGGUAUUUCUGCUCAUAUUGAUUCUGGUAAGACUACAUUCACUGAACGUGUUUUGUACUACACCGGUAGGAUUAAGGCUAUUCAUGAAGUCAGGGGUCGUGAUAACGUGGGUGCCAAGAUGGAUUCUAUGGAUUUGGAAAGAGAAAAAGGUAUCACUAUUCAAUCUGCUGCUACCUAUUGUUCUUGGAAUAAAGACCAGAAGGACUAUCAUUUUAAUUUGAUUGAUACACCAGGUCACAUCGAUUUCACCAUCGAAGUCGAGCGUGCUUUGAGAGUUUUGGACGGUGCCGUCUUGAUUGUAUGUGCUGUCUCUGGUGUUCAAUCUCAAACUGUUACUGUUGACCGUCAAAUGAGAAGAUACAACGUCCCAAGAAUUACUUUUAUCAACAAAAUGGAUCGUAUGGGUUCCAAUCCUUUCAAAGCUAUUGAGCAAAUAAACUCCAAGUUGCAGAUUUCUGCUGCUGCUUUGCAAGUUCCAAUCGGUUCAGAAUCAAAUUUGAGAGGUGUUGUCGAUAUUAUUAAUCGUGUCGCUUACUAUAAUAAAGGUGACCAAGGUGAAAUUAUUGAUAAGGCAGAAGUUCCAGAAGAUUUGAAAGAUUUGGUUGAAGAAAAAAGAGCUUUGUUGAUUGAAAAAUUGGCAGACGUAGACGAUGAAAUCGCUGAAUUAUUUUUGGAAGAACAAGAACCUACCGUUGAACAAAUCAAAUCUGCUAUCAGAAGAGCAACAAUUGCUAGAAAAUUUACCCCUGUUAUGAUGGGUACCGCUUUGGGUAACACUGGUAUUCAACACGUCCUAGAUGCUAUUGUUGAUUAUUUGCCAAAUCCAUCUGAAGUCUUGAACACCGGUUUAGACUUGUCUAAAAAUGAAGCUAAAGUGCCAUUGGUUCCUUCUAUUCAACAACCAUUUGUCGGUUUGGCUUUCAAACUAGAAGAAGGUAAGUAUGGUCAAUUGACUUAUAUUCGUGUUUAUCAAGGUCGUUUGAGAAAGGGUAAUUACAUCACCAAUAUUAAAACUGGUAAGAAGGUCAAGGUUUCCAGAUUAGUGAGAAUGCAUUCUGAAGAAAUGGAAGAUGUUGAUGAAAUUGGCUCUGGUGAAAUUUGUGCUACUUUCGGUAUUGAUUGUUCUUCUGGUGACACCUUUACUGAUGGUAAUGUCAAGUACUCGAUGUCCUCUAUGUACGUUCCAGAUGCAGUUGUUUCUUUAUCUAUCAAACCUAAGUCUAAAGAUUCAACCAAUUUCUCUAAGGCCUUCAAUCGUUUCCAAAAGGAAGAUCCAACUUUUAGAGUGAAAUUUGAUCCAGAAUCUAAAGAAACUGUUAUUUCUGGUAUGGGUGAAUUACAUUUGGAAAUUUACGUUGAAAGAAUGAAGAGAGAGUAUAAUGUUGAAUGUGAAACAGGUAAGCCACAAGUUUCCUAUAGAGAGUCUAUUACAAUUCCAGCCGAAUUCGAUUACACUCACAAGAAACAAUCUGGUGGUGCUGGUCAAUUCGGUAGAGUCAUAGGUACCAUGUCUCCAGUUGAAGGUGAAACCAGAGAUAAUCUAUUUGAAACUGCUAUUGUAGGUGGUCGUAUUCCAGAUAAAUAUUUGGCUGCAUGUGGUAAAGGUUUUGAAGAAGCUUGUGAAAAGGGUCCACUAGUUGGUCAUAAGGUCUUGGGUGUCAAAAUGUUAAUUAAUGAUGGUGCUAUUCAUGCAGUCGAUUCUAAUGAAUUGUCUUUCAAAACAGCCACCAUGGCAGCUUUCCGUGACGCCUUUUUGAAAUCUCAACCAGUUGUUUUAGAGCCAAUUAUGAAUGUAUCAGUUACCUCUCCUAAUGAAUUCCAAGGUAAUGUUAUUGGUUUAUUGAACAAGUUGCAAGCUGUGAUUCAAGAUACUGAAAACGGUCACGAUGAAUUUACUGUUAAGGCAGAAUGUUCUUUAAGUACCAUGUUCGGUUUUGCCACUUCUUUGAGAGCAUCCACUCAAGGUAAAGGUGAAUUCUCAUUAGAGUUCAGUCAUUAUGCUCCAACCCCACCUCAUGUCCAAAAAGAAUUGAUGGCAGAAUAUGCAAAGAAGCAAAAGAAAUAA